UGGGAAGCUCCCAGGAGAGAGCUCCCAGGCCCAGGGGCUGAGCGAGUUGAAAGCGCUUCCCUAAGAAGACAAUUGCCAGGGGCGCCGUGAGAUGAACACGGGUGGGGCGGGGGGAAGAGCAUUCCUGACAGAGAUUAGAAGUUGAUCACAGGGUAGUCCGCCGCUCCGCACCGGAAGAACACGUCGGCAGCAACUGGCGCUGUUGAGCCGGAAGGGGAAGUGCGUCUGCCGAAUGGCAUUGUGGGACUUGUAGUCCUGGGGCUUAGGGGGGGCCCCGAGAGCUGGGGCCUGCGGAGGCUCUGGUGUGGAGUAAGCGCAGGAAGUGGGCACGAGCAGGGUCGGCUCGCUGACAGAGCCAGCUGACCGUCGCUGUACAGCUCGCCAUGAGAGAAGCGGGCAGAGGGGGCGAAGGGCUGCACUACACUCCCCAGGAGUCUGUGCGCGGCGAUAGGUCACGUGACGCGAGCGCGGGCUUCUGAAGGCGGUGAAGCGAGAGGCGACCCGCGGCGGCGCUGAAGCGGGAGCGGUGCUGACCAAGCGCCAACGGCCGAGGCCUCGCGCCCCAGAGACCAGCCAGCCCUCCUCUGUUGCUAUGGGAAUUCAAGGCCUGGCCAAACUGAUUGCCGAUGUGGCCCCUGGUGCCAUCCGAGAGAAUGACAUCAAGAGCUACUUUGGCCGCAAGGUGGCCAUCGAUGCUUCCAUGAGCAUUUAUCAGUUCCUGAUUGCCGUGCGCCAGGGUGGAGACGUGCUGCAGAAUGAGGAGGGUGAGACCACCAGCCACCUGAUGGGCAUGUUCUACCGCACCAUCCGCAUGAUGGAGAACGGCAUCAAGCCCGUGUAUGUCUUCGACGGCAAGCCACCGCAGCUCAAGUCAGGGGAGCUGGCCAAACGCAGUGAGCGGCGGGCUGAGGCGGAGAAGCAGCUGCAGCAGGCUCAGGCUGCUGGGGCCGAGGAGGAAGUGGAAAAGUUUACUAAGCGGCUGGUGAAGGUCACCAAGCAACACAACGAUGAGUGCAAGCAUCUGCUGAGCCUCAUGGGCAUCCCAUUCCUCGACGCGCCCAGUGAGGCUGAAGCCAGCUGUGCUGCUCUGGUGAAGGCCGGCAAAGUCUAUGCCGCAGCCACGGAGGACAUGGAUUGCCUGACCUUCGGCAGCCCCGUGCUCAUGCGACACCUGACUGCCAGCGAGGCCAAGAAGCUGCCGAUCCAGGAAUUCCACCUGGGCCGGAUUCUGCAGGAUCUGGGCCUCAACCAGGAGCAGUUUGUGGAUCUGUGCAUCCUGCUGGGCAGUGACUACUGUGAGAGCAUUCGGGGCAUCGGGCCCAAGCGGGCCGUGGACCUCAUCCAGAAGCACAAGAGCAUUGAGGAGAUUGUGCGUCGACUCGACCCCAACAAGUACCCCGUGCCGGAAAACUGGCUCCACAAGGAGGCCCAGCAGCUCUUUCUGGACCCGGAGGUGCUCGACCCCGAGUCAGUAGAGCUGAAGUGGAGCGAGCCCAAUGAAGAAGAGCUCGUCAAGUUCAUGUGUGGUGAAAAGCAGUUCUCUGAGGAGCGCAUCCGCAGCGGGGUCAAGAGACUGAGCAAGAGCCGCCAGGGCAGCACCCAGGGCCGCCUGGAUGACUUCUUCAAGGUGACUGGCUCGCUUUCUUCAGCUAAGCGCAAGGAGCCAGAAUCCAAGGGACCCAAUAAGAAGAAGGCAAAGACUGGGGCAGCAGGGAAGUUCAAAAGGGGGAAAUAAAUGAGUUUCCCCCCGUGAUACCUUCUUGACCCCAGAAUAUCUGCCGUAUUGCACCCUCAAGAGCUAGCGCUAGGGACCUCCGUGGGGGCGGGGAGGGGGUAGGGCUUCUCGCGCUACCCUUAUCAGUAGUGCUUUUCCCUUUUUCACUUGAUCUAUGGCAGGAAGGCCACAGAGGUACUUUGUUUCCUCCCUUUUUAGCUCAGGAAAGUAUGUCAGGCUCAAACCACCGCCCAGGCAACGUGAUGGACACUGAAUCCAUUGUUACGUGACGGUGAUGGCAACGAGAUGGGAAGGAGGGAGAGGGAGAAAAAUGGUGGAAACAAAGGACUGUACAGAAAUGAUUUUCUGGCGGGAGGUGAUGGAAGCAGACUGUGCUGCUCUGGCUGUCCUGACCCACCUUGAAGGAGCGUCAUCGGGAAGGCCCGGCGUGAGCCUGUGGGAAGAGCCACCGAGAUGAGACUGACCGAGAGGUGGGGGUUCUGGAGUUGGCAGCAAGGUUAGAGUACUGGCUGUGUCGUGGGGGGGGGUGGGGCAGAAGCGUGAGCCUGAGCCUUUAUAGUGGUUAUUCAGUGGGGCGAGGUGGCAAAGUUUUUCUCAUGGCUUCUCUGAGACCAUCCAACUGAAUUGAGACUUUGGGAUAAAAUGCUACUUUUGGUGUGAUGUUUUUAUUUCAAAGUUAUGAGAAAAAAAGUCAAUAAAAUUAUCAGAGUAACCAGAACGUUGUGUUUUUUUAGAAGUUGUAAACAUGCCGAGCGCCCAGCCUUCGGGCAGAAGGUAGUGUUCCUUUUGCUCCUAGAUGGCAUGCUAAAAUUGUAGCCUAGAAACAGGUGGGUUGAGGGUGGCCACAAGAGGGCGCCAUGCCCCAUGGAAUGGCCAGGGCAGCUGGGGCACAAAGCUUAGUAUCUGGCCGGGAAGGAAGUUUUAAUACAUUUAGUGAAACUCUACUUUUCUACCAAUUGUGGGAGAGAAAGACGACUCCUUGAAGAACACCUCAUAGUUUAGGUCAGCUACUCCAUAGCAUCCAAGCACUGACUCGUUUGUAAAUUGUGAGAGCUGCCAUUCAAAAAUCAUUCCCUUGUUCCUUUGUAACAUCAGACUCAGCUGCUGCUUGAGAUGGAAUGUUGUUGUGUUGCAAGUUUGAUGCUCCUGAUAAAACUGGGAUGGGGAGGUAGGGCUACUUGGUGUUUCUAACUUCUUAGCAUUCCUAUACUACGCAUUGGAGGUUUUUAACAAGGACACUUAAGCGACUGAAAUUUAAGUUAGCAUUUUGACAGAUUAAGCCUCAAGGCUAAAGACUUGUGGUUUUCAAAUUUUUAAAUGGAGCAAUCUGUUUUUCAAGUGAAAUCUUAUGUGGAGCCUCAGAUACAAGAGCUCUUCUCGUUGAAACAGGGAGGGGAUAGUCUCCCCAGGGACACCCUCAUAACUAGUGGGGAUAGAAAGUUCUAGCCUGAAGGUAGGCUUCUUAGUUAUGUUCACUGCCCAGAUGGAUGAAAUCAGUGUUCCCAAAGUGAACAAGUCAAAUGCUUACUAGGGGCCUCCCCUGGGGGCGCAGCGGUUGAGAGCUGGGCUGCGAAGCUGCCCACGGCCUCUGCAGUGCCGGUUCGAUCCUCAGCUACCGGCGAGGGGCCCACAUGGCGUGACAGACCUCUCCUGCCAUGCCACUGCUCCCAUCAGCAGUGUUUCGUCUGUCUGCCUGUUCUGCUCCCCUCUCUGGCUUUGUUGAAUUCUUUCACCCUCCCGCGCUUCUGACUGUACCCAGUGCUU
Molecule: messenger RNA, 3499 nt
Organism: Talpa occidentalis (Iberian mole)
Lineage: Eukaryota; Metazoa; Chordata; Mammalia; Eulipotyphla; Talpidae
Gene: FEN1
Product: flap structure-specific endonuclease 1
Exons: 3
Coding region: 593-1735 (380 amino acids)
Cellular component (GO): nucleus
Molecular function (GO): manganese ion binding; DNA binding; magnesium ion binding
Source: RefSeq, a predicted model, not a curated record